Molecule: messenger RNA, 1159 nt
Organism: Phyllostomus discolor (pale spear-nosed bat)
Lineage: Eukaryota; Metazoa; Chordata; Mammalia; Chiroptera; Phyllostomidae
Gene: SNRPB
Product: small nuclear ribonucleoprotein polypeptides B and B1
Exons: 7
Coding region: 143-838 (231 amino acids)
Biological process (GO): mRNA splicing, via spliceosome
Cellular component (GO): U2-type prespliceosome; U1 snRNP; U5 snRNP
Molecular function (GO): RNA binding
Source: RefSeq, a predicted model, not a curated record
GGACCGGAAGUAGCUUCCACCCGACACCAUUUUCCCUGCACUCGCACUUCCGGCAACAGUGGCGGGAAGCGGCCUGCCUGAGGGCGAGUAGGCCUAAGCGCAGGCGAAUCCGGCGGGAAUCGGAGCCAUCAAAACCGCCACCAUGACUGUGGGCAAGAGCAGCAAGAUGCUGCAGCACAUCGACUACAGGAUGAGGUGCAUCCUGCAAGAUGGUCGUAUCUUCAUUGGCACCUUCAAGGCUUUCGACAAGCAUAUGAAUUUGAUCCUAUGUGAUUGUGACGAAUUCAGGAAGAUCAAGCCAAAGAACUCAAAACAAGCAGAGAGAGAAGAGAAGAGAGUCCUUGGUCUGGUGCUGCUUCGAGGGGAGAACCUGGUCUCAAUGACUGUAGAGGGGCCUCCCCCCAAAGAUACUGGCAUUGCCCGAGUGCCACUUGCUGGAGCUGCUGGUGGCCCUGGGAUCGGCAGAGCUGCAGGCAGAGGCAUCCCAGCCGGCGUCCCCAUGCCCCAGGCCCCUGCGGGGCUUGCCGGGCCAGUUCGUGGGGUUGGCGGGCCAUCCCAACAGGUGAUGACCCCACAGGGAAGAGGCACUGUUGCGGCUGCUGCAGCUGCUGCUACAGCCAGUAUUGCAGGGGCCCCAACCCAGUACCCACCAGGCCGUGGGGGUCCUCCCCCACCAAUAGGCCGAGGGGCACCCCCUCCAGGCAUGAUGGGCCCACCUCCGGGUAUGAGGCCUCCCAUGGGUCCCCCAAUGGGGAUCCCCCCUGGACGAGGAACUCCGAUGGGCAUGCCCCCUCCAGGAAUGCGGCCCCCUCCCCCAGGAAUGCGAGGCCUUCUUUGACCCUUGGUCACAGAGUUAUGAAAGUAGCUCCACAGAGGCCCGGGCCCGGGCCCCCGGGGCCACGUUACCACAGACCUGUUUGUUUGUUAUGCCGUUGUUCUGGAGUCUCACCGUUAUUCUGCAAGUCUUACUUCUUACGGAUUGUCUGGUUUCCCUUACAGGGCCCCCUCCCCCGGGAAUGCACCCACCAAGGCCCUAGACUCAUCUUGGCCCUCCUCAGCUCCCUGCCUGUUUCCCGAAAGACUGUACAUAGUCCUUUUAUUUCCUUGUGGCUCGUGAAACAAAUUUAUAAUAAACUCUUAAUAGCCUCUUGUGGAUGCA